Molecule: messenger RNA, 996 nt
Organism: Ilex paraguariensis (yerba mate)
Lineage: Eukaryota; Viridiplantae; Streptophyta; Magnoliopsida; Aquifoliales; Aquifoliaceae
Source: the annotation of a GenBank genome assembly
UAUCGGGAACACCCAAAAAAAUCCAGAGAGCUUUCCUUUUCCAUGGGUAUCUGACCAUUAAAAAAUAGAAUAUCCCACUGAUUCCCUCACUGACCAUUCACGCCCAAACACAUGGAGUGGAAUGGAACUACCUCCUAAGUCCUAUCGCAGCAGCAUAAGUUUCAGUGGUCCAGUCAGACCUCCCAAACUUCUGCAAUGGCGGUUCUGACGAAUGGGUCUUCGUUACGCCCGCCCCUACAAACGUGCCAAUCCUCCAGACCACGACACUUGAACCAUUCGAACAUUAUCAUUGUUCGUCGCCGAGCAUUCUCACAAGAUUCGAAAGGCACAAAUUUGCCCCAAUUCUUCAAAUCCUCAUCUUUACUAGUUAAAAGCUUUCAGGGUGAAGAUGCAGAAAAUUAUGAAGCUGCAAUAUCGAGGAAUACUCCAGAGGGACAAAAUAAAGUUACUGACAAGGUAUUUGAAAAUCUGGAAAAUAAAACUGCCGGUACAGAAAGUUCAUUCUUGGCAAAAUUAGCAAUAGUGUUGGGCAUAGCUGCAACAAUUACAUUAGUAUCUAUUGGCCUCAAGCAGCCUAAUCAAGGUAGGUUGCUUGGAUUUCCAUAUCUUGCUGAUGCUUCAUCCUCUUCCACUCUUGCUGCUCCUGCUGUUGGUUUCACUUUUAAAGCUUUUGGAUACAGAGUUGUACUUCCAGAGUUUGCCCCAGGAUGGAUCUACUUUUGGCUCUUGAUGGCCGCAGGUUGUGGACUUUUCAUUAGUGAAGAAGCUCUAAAUAUAUGGGUCUGUCCUUUGUACUGGUAUUUCUGUUUCACAGACUUUAGAACUCUUACCUCUCUAGAAUUGGGUUUUCUGUUUUUUCUCCAGCACGUUAUCUUUUGAAUAUAAUGUCAUUUGCUGGUUAAUGGUGUAGGUUGGCAUCUCCAUAGCAAGGAUGCUCUCUUUGGAAGGGACAUGGCAGUCCUUUGUUGAGUCAUUCUCCAGAAAUGCUUCAUACAU